Lepisosteus oculatus (spotted gar) is the source of this 2734-nucleotide messenger RNA. Its product is annotated as zinc finger and BTB domain-containing protein 26-like. Gene Ontology annotation, molecular function: DNA-binding transcription factor activity, RNA polymerase II-specific; protein binding; RNA polymerase II cis-regulatory region sequence-specific DNA binding. Lineage: Eukaryota; Metazoa; Chordata; Actinopteri; Semionotiformes; Lepisosteidae. Gene Ontology annotation, biological process: regulation of transcription by RNA polymerase II. The record is from RefSeq and is a predicted model, not a curated record.
AAUCUACAAUUAUUUUGGAAAUACAUUAAUCUCUUGUAUUGCUUUUAGUACCACACUCAGUUUAAUGACGGAAUUAGCAAAGGAUCUGUUUUCUUAACGGGGUCGUUUUGAGUCUGUGCCACCGCCAACUUCGCGCUACAACCUCAUCAGACUGUUUCUCGAUUCAGCGCCGAUUUGCAGGGCUGAUCUGGAGUGACUGCAGUUAGACGUACACCACGUGUAAUUACAAAUGCAUGGGAUUUGUCAAUAAAUAAGAGAAAAUCUUGACGACACAUUAUAAACAAAUGGCGCUGAAUUUAGUCAAUUGACUUUAAAAAAAUGCGCAUCUUUUUUUGGGUGGAUAGUGCAGGUACAAUAGAAAACCAAAAGAAACCUAUAGAAACUAGAUUCCACCUGAGGUCUCGAGUGUAAGCAACCAUACUAAUUGGAUACAAUGCGCAAUCUAAUAAUUUGUAGCAUUCACAUAAAACUGAUAAAAUAGGAAGUCGCACAAACGCAUGCAGUGACCAGCAAAGUUCUGUUUCCUCCCCCACUCUUUUUCUUAACGCCGGGUUGUUCUCAUUUGGAUUUUACCAGCAUGUUAUUUGGGAUUUCUACAGGUAAAACCUUCGGUUUAGUUUAAACAGGACUAAUACAGCUUCAAGGAUUAUUUUUAUGUGUCUGAUAGCAGUGAUGACGCACAGCCCGUCUCCAGGUCAUCUGUUUAGCAGCUCUGACCACUAUGGCCCAAGAGGGGCCCAACAUCCACUUCCGUUUCAUGAAUUACGGCAACUGGAUGCUGCAGAAGAUGAACAUGCUGCGGGAACACGGACAUUUCUGUGAUGUAACGGUCCACGUCAACAAGACCGCCUUCCAGGGCCACAAGGUGAUUUUGGCAGCCUCUUCCUCUUUCUUGAGGGACCAGUUCCUGCUGAAGGACUCCAAGGAGGCCUCUGUGUCUCUGGGCCAGAGGCCAGAAGUAGCUUUGGAUCUCCUGCAGUCUUGCUAUACCGGAGUUCUGGAGUUCCCUCUGAAAGACCUCAUCAGCUACCUCAUGGCAGCCAGUUACCUGCAGAUGGGGCAUGUUGUGGAGAAGUGCCAACAGGCAGCAGGCCAGUACCUGGAGCCCAACUUCUCUGUAAGUGGCAUCAGCCUUGCCCAGGAGAAACUUCCCUUCUGGGAUCCGGAGCCACACUCCCCAAGAGAGGGUGCCAGUCAGGAAGUGGAAGAAACCAGUGCCAGGAAGGACACAGGAAGCAGAGCUAACCAAGUUCCACACAUUUCUCUGGAACCGUCUAAGUUGGACUUAAAGGCUGAAUCCUCUGAGGGUCAGGAUGACGAGUGUGCAGUGGUUUCCCUGGAACCUCCCCGGGUCUACAGCCAGGUGGAUUCCGGACACCGCUUGGCCGAGUGGGUCAAUGCAGAAGACCUGGUCGUAUUGAAUAGUGAGCUGGAGUUUCAGGGCUUGCAGCCUCCCUCUGCCUUUUCUGCCCAGGAUGGGAGCUCUUCCAAGGCUGAGGGGUCCAGGGCAGCUCCCCAGGAAGAGCUGUUUAAAGGGCCCUACCAGUGUCGAGUCUGCUCUCGUGUCUUCCGCUUGCUGGAGAAAUAUGUAGUCCACAUGAGGGGGCACAAAGUGUGUCUGUGCCUGCGCUGUGGGAAAACCUUCUCCCAGAAAGUGAACCUGAAGCGUCACGUGCGCAGCCACAUGGGCUUCAAGCCCUAUCGAUGCCACCUGUGCCAGAAGGUUUUUUCCCAGAAGGUCUCCCUCCAGGACCACAUGAAUCUGCACAGUGGCGCCCGGCCGCAUCACUGCGGAUACUGCGAGAUGCAGUUCACCCAUAAGCCAGCUCUGCGGCGCCACCUGCGGGAAUUCCAUGGGAAGACCGGCUCGGACAGCUUCAACGAUGAGAUUGAAGAGAUUGUGCUCUGAUUAGACUGGAACUCGGUGGAGGUGCCACAUGCUCCCUUAACAUUCGCGCUGAACUCUUUUACCAGAGAAAUCGGUGCUAAUAAGACACUAAAAGAACAACCAAACAUUUAGUACAAACAUGUAUAGCUACAGAGUUGUAGUCUUUGUUCAAUCGUUAUGCAUGAUUUAUGUAAAAGUGUUUUUGUUUCUGAGAAAGUGUAAAUCAGGGUUCGGUAGGUCUUGCUCUGGUGAACGCAAAUACAGUUAGUCUUAAAUGUCCUUCUCUUUAGAUAUUGGGAGUACCUGUUACUGAUCAAUAAGUAAUCAACUCAUUAAAAAGUAAUCUGGUUUAUCUGUUCCUUGAGGGCUUAAGGAUUUUUUUUUUACGUUAGUAAAAGUCACCUGCUUAAGUGAUCACAGUACAGCUGUUGUGCUGAACUGAUCACAAUUAAAUUGUUUCAUCCUUAGAAACUGGUGGUUUAAUGGUGUCCAAAAAAACCUGCUGGACAGGGUAUUCGAAGAAAUCGGAGUUCAGAUCUCCAGUAGCUGAAAACCUUUGACCUUUAGAUUGGUCCACCUAAGCUAAAUAUGAACUCUGUUAGGUCAUUAAGAAAGAAGGUGGGAAACAACAUCUCAGACAUUUAAACCCUCUGGAACUGGAGCUGUGUGCCACUGGUGUAUGUAAACACACACAUAACACACACAUUUUACAGCUGAAAUAUAAAGUAAAGCAUAAGAAAAUGUUCGUCAAACUGUUUUGUGCAAUGAAAAGACAUACCAGUAGGGUUUUGUGUCACUUUGAAAGAAUUCUGCAGUGCCUUUGUUCAAAUAAACAGUAAAUUUCAA